Molecule: messenger RNA, 1591 nt
Organism: Zingiber officinale
Lineage: Eukaryota; Viridiplantae; Streptophyta; Magnoliopsida; Zingiberales; Zingiberaceae
Product: nucleolin-like
Exons: 13
Coding region: 818-1462 (214 amino acids)
Biological process (GO): transcription by RNA polymerase III
Cellular component (GO): RNA polymerase III complex
Source: RefSeq, a predicted model, not a curated record
UUGUUUUUUUUUCUGUCGCCGUACCGUGCUUCUCCACGCACGAUCUCCCUAAACCCUACUUCUCCACGCCGCGCCAUCUCUCCUCUUCUUCUUCCUCUCCUCCCCAACUCGACGGCCACCCGAUCAUCUUCCCUAACCCGUCGCCGCCUCGCGACGCCUCGCCUUCUCCCCGCAUACAAGACCCCUCGGCCAAGGAAGCCUCGAGCCAAUCCCUCCCAUUCUUCUCCUCCUCUGCCCCAUCGUUCCUUGCCGCGGAAAUCCCCAAAUCGCACCGAACAGCAUCGCCGCCACUCCGAUCCGGAGCCGUGCCCUAACUUGAUCCACCGCCAGUCGACCCGUGCUCUACUCCCUGAGUGCCGGCGCCACUCGACCGUCGGCCAUCAGCCUUGAACCGGCCAAGAGAAGGAGAUCCGAGCCCUAGCUGACGGUCCAUCAUCGGCGAUCUUCUUCCUCCCUUGUCAUAGCCGGAGCAGAGCCGCCUUCCCUCUGCCCUAGCGUAGUGCCGGCAGCCUGAUCCCUCUCCACCUCCGGCAAAGGCAAGUUGUCUCUGCUGUGGAACACCAGCUGAGGCUUCGGAUUUGGUAACUUCACAGCAACACCAGUUUGCUCCAGCCACUGUUUUUCCGACAGCAAGCACAUCCGGCAGUGACUCAACAAUUGGGCAUUCAGAAUUUAUGGAUGUAUAGGUGUUCUGGGUAGCUGUCGUCAGAGGCUUAUAAGGCUGUAAGCUUUAUAUUUCGGCUAUAUCUUAAGGACUUUGAUUCGAGACGACAUCUCGACGUGGGGUCUAUUUCGGAUUCGAUCAUCAUUUUUUGAGAUGGCAUUUAGAGGCCGUGGUCGGGGUCGUGGUGGUGGUCGUGGUUUUGGGUCAUCUUUUGACAUUCGAAUAGGGAAACAUGUACCUUAUGAAGACUUUCCAGAAAAUGUCACUUUGCCUAGUUUGCCCACUAUUGAUCCUUUACCAGAUGAAGUUAAAGCUUUGAUUGCAUCAAAACUUAGGUUGGAACAUUUCUGGAAGACCUCUUGCUAUAAUUUGCAAGCGGUAGCCUCGAAAUCAAAGAACCAAGAUGCAGAUAUCCAGCGGUAUUCUGACAGGUUCAAGAUAAAACCACAAGGGAAACGUGAAGCUCUUGCCUCCUACCUCGUAUUAACACCUUCAAAUUUCCCAUCUGAGCUAAUUCAAGGAUCAAAACUGCAGCAGCGUGAUAAAAAGAAAUUACGAUGGGAUCGGGACCCAGAUGAAAAGAUGUUUGAUAUGUUUGAAAAGCUUGAACAAAACUACAAGGGACAAGAUGGAAAGGUCGAUGAGAAGAAAGGUGAAAAUGACGAAGAAGACGAAGAAGAAGAGGUAGAAGAGGAGGAAUCAAGUGACGAUGAUGAUUAUAAUCAGAAUGUGGAUUUUGACGACGACGAGGAUGAUUUGAACAUGGAGGAAGAAGGGCACGAAGAUGUAUACGACUAAAAUGCCCGUACCACUAGGGAAGGCCAACCAGAGCGACACGGUUCUUGUUUUCCAGUUCAUCUGUGUGACUGAGAACGCUGAACAAGGAAGAGUCAUCCGCAGCCUCCAACGCUUCAUGGAUUUCUUGAU